Molecule: messenger RNA, 528 nt
Organism: Alternaria metachromatica
Lineage: Eukaryota; Fungi; Ascomycota; Dothideomycetes; Pleosporales; Pleosporaceae
Exons: 2
Coding region: 1-528 (175 amino acids)
Source: RefSeq, a predicted model, not a curated record
AUGGCGAUAAUAUCAGCAAACACCAUGAUACGCAGUAUCGCACUGUUUCACCUCACACUUGCAGUCGUCCUGCUGCGGAAUCCCGCCCUGAUAUCGAACCAAAGCGUCAUUCUCCUGCUAGGAGAGUCAAUGCAGCUCCCAACACCCCGCGACUUCAACAAGCCCUCGGCCGCAACAGCCUUCGUAGCCAUUCUCUUCGCCUUCAUCGGCUUCUCCGACCUGACGGCCCUCUCCCUACACGAAGACAUUUUCGACCACUUCUGGGGUCUCCAAGCACCCAUGCGUCUCCUCUUCCUCUUCGGCCUCACCUCAUACUGCUAUGUCUUCAAAGAAGGUGGCAUGUUCGCACCAAGGGGCAUGGACUUCAGAAUGCACGCUGGCGCUAGUCUGAACAACAGCUUCAUAUUCACAUGGGGCUUCAUGGAGGUUUCGGCGUGGUUCUGGGUGUUUACCACGUUGAGGGAAGAGAGGACGGAGAGGGCGAAGAAGGUUGCCGAAAAGGAGGCUCGCGAGAAGGACACGCUGUGA